AUGCGUCAAUCACUCUCUGCCAACGAAGAGGAUGGGGACCUUGCUGAUGCCAGUCUCGAUAACAUCGGCCCUGGAAUCCGUCCUGGCAAAACAUCAGAAAGACUUAAUCAAAUCGACCGAGUUCGAGCCAAUGGUGUUGGUGAUUAUGUUGAGCUCCCCCAGCUCGUGGUUUGCGGUGAUCAGUCGGCAGGCAAAAGCUCUGUUCUCGAGGGCAUCAGCGGAUAUCCCUUCCCUCGAAAAGAUGGAGUCUGUACACAAUUUCCUACUGAGAUCGUGCUUCGUCACGAUAAUCAGGUAGAAACGAUGACCGCAAGCCUCUUGCCGAGCGCAUCCCGCUCAUCUGAAGAGAGAGAAAAGUUCGCCGCCUUUCAACGCGAUUUCCUGGAUUUCAACGAGUUACCGGGCAUAAUUCAGGAAGCCUCUCAUCUAAUGGGGAUUCGCGGCUUCAGUGACGUCCCUGACGCUCCUGCUUUUGCCGCGGACGUCCUUAGACUAGAAUUUACUGGCAACACAGGUCUUCACCUUACUUUGGUUGACCUUCCAGGCUUGAUAUCCGUCUCUGACGACGACAAAGAUGUUGAGCUGGUCCGAGGGCUGGUUGACUCUUAUCUAGAGAGCUCGCGCACCAUCAUACUUGCUGUGAUCCCGGCGAGCAGUGAUGCUGAGACUCAAGGUAUCAUUCAGCGGGCUCGGCAUUUUGACAAAGAUGGCGUACGAACUAUCGGUAUCAUCACUAAGCCCGAUCUCAUCAACGAAGACACUGAGGAGCGGGUCGCACGCUUAGCUAAGAACUUGCAUCGCACCAAGUUGAACCUGGGUUUCUUUCUGCUGAAGAACCCCUCUCCUGCAGAGCUGUUAGAUGGAUUGAGUUUCUCGCAGCGUCGUAGAAAGGAAUUGGAGUUCUUUUCUAGCGGACGAUGGAGGGCGCAGAACCUGAAUCCAUCAAGGGUUGGAAUCGAUAACCUCCGCUCCUUUCUGGCCGAAAUACUGGACAGCCACAUUGAACGAGAGCUUCCAAAAGUUCAGGAGGAAAUCCGACGUCUGCUGAAACGUAUCAAUGAAGAAAUUCAUGAUCUUGGAAUUGAAAGAUCAAGUCCGAAUCAAAUCCGGAUGUUCCUCACGCGUAUCAGCACCGACUUCCACGGCAUCGCCAAAAACGGCCUUGAGGGAAAUUACGACAGUCGCGAUGGAAGCUUCUUCUCGACGAAUGACUCUUCUCGUCGCCUUCGUGCUGCCAUCCAAUCCGAAAAUGAGAAGUUUGCCGAGUAUAUGCGUACCCACGGCCAGCGAAGAAAAGUCGUCUCGAAUGACGGCAACAAUGCAUUCGAAGCGAAAUCGGAAGAAGAAGAAGACGUAUCGGAAGGGGGAAAAUUGGAAGGAGAAGAACGGGAUAAGGAUGGCCAAACUGAAGAGCUUCGAGUUACGAAAAAUCAGAUGUCAGCUUGGAUAAAAGAGAUGUAUCAUCAAUCAAGAGGUCGAGAAUUGCCUGGAAACUAUAACCCUUCCCUCUUGCAGCGGUUGUUUCAUAUCCAAUCAUCUCGAUGGGAAAGCAUUUCUCAGCGUCAUCUCCAAUCGGUUGUGAGCUUGGUGACUCGAUUCGUGGACUCUGCAUUGAAGUUCAUUGUCACAGACACUAAAGUUCGUGACAAUCUGCGAAGACGCAUAACAGAAACCCUGGGCCAGAACGCUCAAAAAGCCCAUCAAGAACUUGUGAGGCUGGUACAGGACGAACAGUGCCAUCCCAUUACGUAUAACCACUACUACACCGACAACAUCCAAAGGGCGCGGCAUGACGAUGCCAAAGCACGCAUCAAAAAGUCUGUGGAUAAAGCAAGUCAAAUGGAUUGGGGCGGCGUCUUUCAUUUCAGUAAUUCUCCGGAUGAGAUGAACAGAUUGAUCUCCGCUCUUCAGGCAAGAGUGGAGGUCAACAUGGUCGACCGAGCAUGUUCCGAGGCACUGACCGAUCUGAAUGCCUACUAUAAGGUUGCCAUGAAAACUUUCGUUGACAAUGUUUGCCGACAAGUGAUUGAAAGACAUAUUCUUGCAACUCUAGCAGAUGUUCUUGACCCGGCAGUUGUCAGUGGUUAUUCGGAUGAAGAGCUACUGCAAUUGGCUGCCGAGUCACCACAAACUAGGCGCCGUCGAGCUGACGCACUCGAGCUACAACAGGCGUUGGAACAGAGUCUAAAAGACCUUUCUUUCUAA
This is a messenger RNA of Penicillium riverlandense, 2205 nucleotides long. Its product is annotated as putative dynamin GTPase. The record is from RefSeq and is a predicted model, not a curated record. The coding region runs from base 1 to 2205 and encodes 734 amino acids. Gene Ontology annotation, molecular function: microtubule binding; GTPase activity; GTP binding. Lineage: Eukaryota; Fungi; Ascomycota; Eurotiomycetes; Eurotiales; Aspergillaceae. The transcript is spliced from 3 exons. Gene Ontology annotation, cellular component: cytoplasm; membrane; microtubule.